GGCUAUUGUUUAGAAGCAUAAAUAGAGGAUUCAAUUACAAAGUGCGCUUUGCAUAGAUUUUUUCAAAGAGUUUGUCUCUGAAUUGAUCGUGGUUAGAGUUAAUGAGCAAAAUGGGCUGUGAACGGCUCUAUUCAUUAUGUUUCCUGUUCAGCUUUGCUUUUGUUGUUAGCUGUGUUCCAGCCACUCGUGAUCGUAGCCGUCGUGCGGCUGUGGAUUACCUUGCUACGGCCAAUAAGAUCCUUGAUGAAACACCUUUAGUGGAUGGGUGAGUUAGUCAUGUAUGUAGCUUUGAAAGACCUAACAUUUGUGUUUGACUCAGUCUAAAGGCAAAGAUGCGUUUUGUGUAUUGGAAAUAAGGUUAAGAACCAGCAAAUUACGAUAUAUUGUCUAAUCUGGGGCUCGAGUGUUGGCUCAAGCGAUGAAAGGCGGAUCACCUAUCGAACGCGCGCGCGCUUUCAGUUGAGAUACCACCUAGCACUGACAAUCCGUUUUGAAUUAGACAACUACCGUGAAUAACAGUUGCUGGCAACGAAAUCGAAAUUAAGUUUCUCCGGGAAUAUUUAUUCUGAUGAGUGGAUGCAGCCUCUUCGUUAUUUACGAUUCAAAAAUGCUUUCUUAAACCGAUACGAUGCGUUUCCACGGCAUACAUAUCCAGCUUACAAACGACAACGUAAAUCGCCUCCGCGAGCGAAGUGAAAUAAUUUUUGUAGCCGAAGAGGAAAAUCCUGAAGUCUCUCGACAGGGUCCAAGCAAUUCUUUACCUAAAACUCCCGCGGAAAAUUCUCAUACAACUGGCAUGCGGUAGACGUUUCCUGUUACAAUUGUAUCACGCGUGAAGAGAGUCGCGGUUAGCACUCGAGCCAUUUACGGACAGGCGGUGUGCGCACUCUGAUUGCGUUGCAUCGUGGUCGUAAAAGAAAAGUAAGUAAUUUGCAUCCUGUUGGUCGAGUGAAUAUCUCUGGCAGCCAGAAUAGCGUGAAUAUACGUGAAAAAUAAGGGGGAUUCACCGUCUGUUGCCUUUCAUUUGAAAGUUAAAAAGUGUUGACGGGCCUGCGCGGCUCCUGUGAUUCCUCCGCGACGAAUUCGCUCUUAGGAGGCAUCCUUCCCCGCCUCCUUUAAGGUGAAACGGAAGGGAGGGUUACCAUUCUGUCAAGAAGAGAGCUUCGAAUCGUAAUUUUAAAACUACAAAAAAAAACCUUAGCUUGGGAACUCACUUCAGCAGUAAGGGUAUUCCUUAUGGGAGUUACUACAUCACGGGCGACGAGCGGGGCAGGAAGAAAUGACCGAAAUACGAGUGGUCAGCGGGUAAACAAAUUUAAUACUUCAUAUAGAGACAUAUCAGUUAUAGUUGCGGAAAACAAUAGUCUUCUAAAGCCGAAAUGUCAACAGUAUACUUCGCUAAAUUAAACGUUAAGCAAUUUUUUAAAAGUGUUGAUGGCACAUAUAUCUGUUACUGCUGUAAUAAACAAUGGAGGUAUCGGAAAAGGUAUCGGUGGCAUCUGGAAAGACACCAAGAAGAAUUACGUUUUGUAACUUGCUGCGUGACGAAAAAAGAAAACCAAAACCGUGGUCCCCAAAUGAAUUCUCUCACCUUGCCCCAAAAAAUUUUCAAAUUUUCCGCAACUUCACCAGUUCCUAUUCGUAGGUCCGGCCAAGCCUAUAUGGUCAUUGGCUCCCGUAUAGCCACUAACUAUGGCUUAUAAAUACAGUAAUUUAGUGUUAAACUGUAAAACUCCCCGAAGAAGUCUACGACAGUUAAACGAAACGCGUCGGAGAAUAAAGAAAUUUUACAACUACCGUUCGCAGAGUGCUGCUAACCAGUUUAGUUUUAAAGAUUUUUUUUUAAAAAUGUGGUGCGAUAGCUGUGGUCAGUUUUUCCAUGCAGGUUGUCUGGAUGUACCUUUCGUAGAGACGUGGGGGGGCAAAGGCACCAACACAACAUUUCAUCUGCCGUUCGCUUCGAAAGUUAAGUUUUCAUCCCGAGUUCAUUUGUUAAAUAAAAAGAAAAAAAACACUUCGAACGGAAAACAGAAUUAUUUUAACGCCUGGGUCUUUUGAAAAAAGGUCUCCUAAACGAGUGGCCCUGAUUAUAAAUAUUUAAGCAUGGUAAAUACAUUAGCCUUAACUUGGCUGUUUCUCGAAGCUCAGUGUUUUCCUACAUGCUUUUUUUACGUGAAACGAGGCGAUUGAAUAUAUAUAAUAAACACUAAAAGAACUACAGCAGAUGGAAAUUUAAAAUUUCUUAUCUAAAGGCUGUGGAUACAAACUUAUUAAUGACUCUAAAAAUAUAAAAAAUUUAGAACGAAAUUUUUUUAGAGUUGCUUAGCUUUUCAUUUUUCCGGAAUCGAAAGUCGAGAUUGCAAAAUUCAAGUGAAAAGCAAACCGACUGCGAUUAAUGCCUUAAACAAGUCAAGAUACUGUUUUUCGUCAUACAACAAGUUACAUAUCGUAAAUAUCAUUCUUCUUGAUGCCUUUCCCGGUGUCACCGAUGCCUUUCCCGAUGCCUCUGUUGAUUAAUAUAGCAGUAAGAAUAUUGUUCCAGUCAAAGCGUUUGGAAAAUUGCUUAACUUUUGAAUUACCGAAGUAUAACCAGGUAACAUUUUGGCUUUACAACACGAUUGUUUUUUGCAAGUUACAAAACGUAAAUACAAUUUUUCUUAGUGCCUUUCCGAAUGCAACUGAUGCCUUUCCCGAUACCUGCAUUGUUUAAUAUAGAUUGUUUCACAUUUUAUUGAGCGAAGUAUACUGUUCACAUUUCGGCUUUACAACACUAUUGCUUUCUGCAACUACAACUGAUAUGUCUCUAUAUCAAGUAUUAAAUUUGUUUUCCCGCUGACCACUUGUAUUUCGGUCAUUUCCUCCUGCCCCGCUCGUCGCCCGUGAUGUAGUAACUCCCAUUCCUUAUUGCUGAAUAAGUAUUCCUUCCUGUCGAUUCGUUGUCUUGCUUCUCGGCACCGGCAUUCUCCGGCUUUUCCUUUUUUGCCGCGAGUUUUUCCUUUGCCUUUGCAACUUUGCCCAAUAUUGUGUCGUCCUCCUCAACGCUCCACUGAGCAAUCGAGAUAACUAAAAUACUGUGUCUGCAAUGCGAUACUUUUCCUGGGAAAUCUUGAUCCAUUGUCAUUGACGCUAGAGGUCCAUUGUCCCAUUGGUUUGCGGUUUCAGGAGGCGAGAUAUAAAGAAUAAUACACGAGCGCGCGUAGAUAUGGAAUUUCUCUUCGAGUGUAGCGCAGUGAACGAGUGAGAUGUCAAGUCGAACACGAGAAGGGAAAUUCCAUAUCCAUAAGCAACCAUGUAUUAUUUUGUUUAUCAUAUAAACACAUUAGCCGACUACAUUUAUAAAUGAAAAUAAAUGAAUCGACAAAUUCCGAGUGCGUUGGCGCUAACUCCCAAAUGGAAAAAUCCGUUGACUCAUGAUUACAAAAACAACAAUGGUCGUAAUUUUCAAUUUACAAAAGUCUCGUUUAUUGACUUUGUCCUUACCGACAGAAGAAGUCUUUCAGGUAAACGGCCAAAAUCAGCUGGUGGCAAAUCUUCCAGUUGUCGAUUUUCAUUCUCAGCCGAGAGAAAUGUUAACACCAAAGCCACUGAAUACGUAACUUUCGGUUUUUCUUUUAGUAUAUUGGUUUUUUUCCCCUUCUAGAAAAGUUUGAACCUCACUGUCUGUCAGCGAUACGAAUUUUUUAGCGUUUUAGCCGCCCUAAUUCGAGAAAGCUCCGACAAACAACUUGUAUUAAGAAUCGUGAGCUUAAUCGUGAGAUUAAGAAGCCAUUCAUUCAUCGACUUGUCCGUUGACAUGACCUGCCGUUCACAGUGACGUGUCAGCAGCUGAUUGGCUAUAUCAACACACGUGUAUGGUAGCCGAGGGCUGCCACUCAAAAUUUUACAAUUUUUCAAAGAUUUAAAGAUUUAAUAAUGAUGCGUGGUAUGCGUGGUAUCCCAAUAGCUUUCCAGGCCCGUUUGGCUCAGUUUCAAAUGCCUUCAUAACAGCACCAUCGUUGAAAAAUAUGUCCAAAUGACGAAGCCUUCUAUCAAGCAUCCUUAGACUCCACGCGGAAAGUCACGAGUGAGGAAAUCUAACAUCUCUCAUCUUUGUAAUCCUCGCUCGACAUAUUUUAGCAAAGCCUCUUUAAGAUCGGCAUUAUUUUUCCACAAGGCCUCUCUGAAAUCUGACAUCGAAAUACUAAAAAACUCUUCUAAAUCACUCAAGAUCAAAACUACUUCACAACUUGAGUAUAUGGACACAACGCACGAUGGGACCUACAAUCACGCCCGCACAGUAUUAUGGUAGUGACAGCCCUCAGCCACAGCGAUAUUCACUUGGACUUUUGUUUUGAUUUGAUAUUGAGUUUAUUCUUUAUUUCGACGUGAAUUGCCCUUGGAUUUCAGUUUAAUUUUGGAAUGAUUUUUACUUUGAUAAUGCAAUUACUUUUGCUUUUAAAUUUGCUUGCUACUUCAUUUUACUUUCAAUCGUUCUUUUUCCUUUGUUUUGCAGUCACGUUCCAUUUUACUUUCAGUUUUGAUUUAUUUUUUCUUUUAUUUUUUUUAAUCUUUGAAAAAUCGUAAAAUUUUGAGUGGAAGCCCUCGACCACCACACUAGUGUGUUGUUACGGCUCCUCUCAGGGCUGGAAAUAUAUGUUAUUCACCAGAAGGGAGGUCCGUAUUGGGAAAAACUGUGCCCGAGGCCUUGGUACACAAGACAGAGGGCACAGUUUUUCCCAAUACGGACCGACCUUGGCUGGUGAAUAAUAUUUGUAUUUUUUUCUAAAACCUGACAAAUGGUUGCGAAAACAACCUGAACGAUAAAGGGCUGUAAUUACGGCAAGAUUCUCCAUAAAUGGAACAAUUUAUGAGCGAGUAGAUGGUAAAGAAAACAAGGGUAACGCAAAUGAAAGAGAGAGGUUUCAUCAAAACAUAUUUAUUUGCUUAAUGAUAUUAAAAGGUGAUUUAAAAGACUUCCAAGAAAACUUCGAAACAUUUUUUCGGAGAACACUGCCCGCUCUCGGAACCAAUCACUUAGAAAUUUUGUAAUGUUCCUACAAUAACGCGUUUUCGCAGCCAUAACCGGUCUCAAACACUAGCACUUAAAAUGCAUAAAACACGAGUACUGUUGAAGUGCGUUUGAGAGCGUUUGGUUGGAGCUGUUGCAGAUGGAUCAAAGCGGCCAUCUUUACCUUUGAAAGGCUUCCAACUACGACGUACAUCAAAUUUGACCUUCUUGAAAACCGGUCUCAAAAUACAUACUAAAAACAGUGAUCGCGUUUGUCCCCAAGAACCGGUGAAUACGUGACACAUGUGAAUCAUAACUACACACAGUCAGAAUAAAUCAAAUUACAUUAGCCUAUGGUGAAAAGAAAAAAGAACGGCCUAACUUUUGCGGAAUAUUCCUUCAAAAUCUACUGAUUUCUACCGAUUUCACCGCCACAAUAAAAGUAACCGUUACCACUAUGCAACGGAAUCGGAGUGCGCCCACUGCCUGGUUUACGCACGUGUUGCGAACAGAACACUUCGCACUGUCUAGAUAGAUUGACCAGUCUGGCAAUUACAAGAACAGAUACAACCACGUUUCUGAUAAUGGAGACUUUCAUAUUAACUUUUAUUUGUUUAAUCCAAAGAGGAUCACAAAAGGCUGCACUGAAGUCGAACACAAGAUAGUGCAUAAACUUGACUAAAAUAGUUUUAACCAUUUACUUAUAAGAAUAAUAUUUUCGAAGCGUUUUGUUGACAAAACACCCCCCCCCCCCGUCUGUCUUAAAUUGGCGUCUAUCAUAGGUUUAAUUAUAUGAGUCUUUUUCCACUUUGUGUCUGGUUUCAGUAUUUCAUUUCAUAAUUCUUCGACAGCGCAUUUUGUUUGAAGAUGUUAUCGAUCAGUCAACAAGUCGCGUAAAAGAAGUGUUCCCAAAUUCUAGGAACCAGAAAUUAGGUCUUUUUAAGCAUAAAACUGUCAUGUAUUAAAUACAUGUCUAGAUAGAAUUACUUCGGGAACUGAUCUGUGGUCAGGCAAAGUGUACUUGUUUAAAAUGCAGAUUCACCUUAUAGUAGAAAAGCCUACUGAUACAACACUAACAUCGGAAAUGCUAUGAUGUAUUACUGAAACUCAAUAAAAAAAAACUCCGAAAGAGGGGUUUAUUCAAUUCAUUUGUGUGUAGGAUUCGCGUAUUUCUUUGUUAACGAAAGUUUGGUUAAAACAUGUUAGUUUGAUGCGACCACCACAAAAUUUGGACCAGUUGAGGUUGACCGCGUAAAGCAGAUACCACAUAUUUGGGAUAUUGCAGAGAAACGGUGAAACGUCAUUUUGUGCCAUAUUUGGCCACUCAAUGUACGAAAACUCGAUCCAAAAUACUACGAACAUUGAUUCCGAGAGAAAAAUAUAGAGUGAAUUUUACUUGAAAAAAAUUAUCCUUUAGUUUCAUUUGAGUGGUCCCGCUCUAAGUGCAGGACUGUUCAAUACAGGUGGAGGACAAUACAAACAGGCCGCUGGGACUCAGUAAAGGGAAACUUACAUUAAUUGAAGGGAAUAAAUUCCGGGAAUUUGAAAACCGGCCGCUUGAUACAGGGUAAUAUAGAUUCGAUUGUAGUUUUGUAAACUCGUUCAAAUGAUCUUGGAAAUCGUUAAUUUAUCAGGAUCUCCCGCCCUCCAGAGAAAUGUAAAACGCGCAAGAGCAUUCCCUAUCGAUGCUUAGGCCUGUGAUAAUGAGAUACAGUUUUCGAAGCCUUAAAAGUCAUUUUCCAAUCGAUGUUUUCCUUUCAAAUUUUUUGCAGGUUUGUGAUCUUUUCGUUUGCAAUUUGCAUUUACUUUGUUUUUUUCUUUCCCUCUUUUUUCUCAAAUACAUUUUUGACCGAGCUAUGAUUUAAUUCAGGCCAGUUUCUUUGCAGACACAAUGAUAUUCCUUAUCAGAUCCGUAUGAAGUACAAGAACAGGUUUGAAAAUCUGACUUUUGACACGGAUGAGUCAGGAUGGCAUACAGAUAUACCCCGACUAAGAAAAGGAAAAGUUGGCAGUCAGGUAAUAUUAAACGCUAUUUAAAUACAGCCUCUGUGUGAUUGGGUUAUUUAGCAAUGCUACAUUUAGGGAGAAACUUCCUUAUUUAGAGCCUAAGCUAUCAUUUCUAUUUCUGCCUGGCAGACUUGGAAGUGAUGGAAUAUGAUUACAAUGGCAUAUCAAAAAUCAAACAAGAGCAAACCAACAAAUGACAAGUCUUUAUACAGAGGAUGGGCGUGGCAAUGAAUUGUCACUCUGUGUAGAUAGAAUUUGCAUUCAAAAUGGCGCAUGUGGUUUGUUGUGGACAAAAGAAUCCUAUUGCUUCAGAAUGGUUUUUUUAGUUGUUUUCGGUAUGUUUAACUUUAUUGCUUAACUUGAAGUAUGCUUAUCAACUUGCAAACACAUAUGAAAAGCAAUUGCCUACAUUGCCUUAAUUUACGCAUGUGCUUUUAACUGAAAAGUCAUUGCUAACAAUGCCCUAAUUUACGCUCGUGUUCUUAUAAAAUCACAAUAUUCCGUCCUAGGAAGUGUCUCGAAGGUGGGUACCAGAUUCUAAUGCAAGUGGGUAUCCUAACACAAAAUUGAUAUCAUACUGCUCACGUAAUCCUUAACCUACGAUUUUCACUUGACGUAUACAGUUUUGGGCAGCCUGGUCAUCAUGUGAUGUACGACUGAAAGAUGCCGUGAGAAUUGGCCUGGAACAAGUGUCUGUCAUUCAUCGACUAAUUAACAAGUAUUCAAAUGACUUGGUAUUUGUGAAGACAGCGCAAGGUAUUAGAGAUGCAAAGAAGAAUAACAAGAUUGGAUCUCUGAUUGGCCUAGAGGGUGGUCACAUGAUUGACUCGAGCUUAGCCACUCUACGAAUGUUUUAUAAUCUUGGAGUUAGAUAUAUGACGCUGACUCAUUCCUGCAACACUGCAUGGUAAGAUGCCUCCUUUUUUCAAUAUUCUAGAAAAAAUCAAGCAAAUUCUUUAGUAUCAGCUUUUGUUCCAUGUUUAGAAGAAAGCAGUACAACAUGAUUGAAUUACUUGAAGAUCUAGUUGCACAAUAAUUGAUAAAGUAUUGUGCAGGAACUGAACUAUAAGAACAAAAUGUGCCUGCCAACUCUUCUUUGAUGUUCACAUAUUUCAAGCACUAUAAUUAAUGUCCUUCUCAAUUAAGUUAACAAUUGGUCAAGAAGCUAGAAUUGCUCGAGGCCGAGAGCAACUCUUACGCAUCUUUCGUGCUCUCCAAACUUCGCAAGUGCUUCAUAUCUCGAUGAACGCACAGCUGACGUAUGAACCAAUUGUUUUAUAACAUUUCAACCCAAUGGAAAAUUUUUUUCUCAAGGGAUUUGUUUGCUGACGUCAUGAGUGUGCACAAUAGGAAUAUGAAGCACGCUUACGCAAUUGAAUUAGAUUAGACAACUAUUUUAUAAUAUUCAUUUGUACGUCUUUGUGAAUCAGAUGUUGAGAGUCUUUUUAAUGGAUCAUGGGCAGAAAAAAAUGCCCUCUAUAAAGACGACUAAAGGUUCUACAGAGAAUUUAAUGAAAGAGACAAAUUGUAGGGUCUGUGCUUCUAACUAGAUUAAGAAGUCUAUAGAGUGAAGCUAUCCUCUUCGCUCAGUUUCUUGGUCUUGUCGUUACUUCAGGGCUGAUGGGUGGACAGACAAACUUUCAGGAGAGAUCCAUAAUGGUCUUACAGACUUUGGAAAGGUAAAUAUUAUAAUUAUAAACAUGCAAAUGGUUUCCACACAGCACUAUGUUACAUGGCGCUAUGCUGAGAUUGUCUUCUGGUAACAUUAAGAGUGCUUUAGAAAAGUUGAAGUGGCCUCAGAGCUAAUAGACUGUAUGAAAUUGUAUGACUGUGUAAAGUUGUGCUUGUUUUUUAAUAUUCUGAUGCAAUUCUCGGAUGGCAAUCGAACAAAGACCAAGGAAUAAGCGGAAACGUUGAAACAACGACUCGAGGUGAAGAAAACAAGUUCUAAGUUCUUCCGAUUGUUAAAAAAAAAGGAAAUCAGUGGCUUCUUCGUUUUCUGAACUCAACGACUCAAACAACAAAAAUAAGGCCGUUGUUUAUUUCAUUGCUCUUAGUUUUGUAGAAAUGUCCAACUACAAAAUUUCCCUCGUUAAAUCUGUGUUCUAGUGUAAGUUGCCGCUCGUUCAACUUUCCCAACGCACGAGCAAGAAUUUUCUCUCACAUCAUCAUUAUUUUGAACCAGCAUUUUAAGAAAUGUUUGGGUUCUCUAGGAUGAAAAAAAAGGUUUUUAUUCAGAAGAUACCACGAUACGGGUGAAGGCCAUGAUACACAGAAACGUGUCCUGUUCCGUUAGCGUAUUCUUAGAACCGCUGAAGUCUGCGUUCUAGCAUGCCGUGUGUCUGUUUUAUUUUUUUUUGUUUAUCGCUCUUGCUGUUUCUCUGAUUUUAACCUUGCCAGUUUCCAUGGAAUCUUAUGUAUGACGCCGUCCUGUUUGCUUCACUCUAGGCUGCACCAGUUGUGACCGAAAUGUUUUGUGCGAUUUGAAAACGUUUCGAACACGUAAGAGAGAGCCGCAACUGAUUUGAAAUCCUGUGAAGGCUCUUUUGCAACUUUUGAUUUCAAAAUUAAUUUUAAAAAAAAUAUCCAUCAAUCAAAGCAAUUCAGCAACGGUCUACGAUUCAUAGAUUGAUGCGGUAGUUUCCACCGUACGUCGACUCAGUCGAUUACUGUUUUUCUUCGAGUCAUACAAAGAUAUACAGUAUAAAGUGUUUGAGCAUGUUUUCGUAUCUUGCAAUUGUCAAAUCCACUGUUUAUAUCCUUAUCGAUCAUGGUCGCAAGGGUUACGUAACGCUAUAUAGAUCUAUUAGCAAUGUUGAAACUGAACUGAGUGAAACAAUGAGGUGCACCCCAGCGAUUUAAGGACACACAACAAUUUUCCAUUGGAUUUGGAAUGUGUCUGCAUUGGUGAUCCCUUACUAUGGUCUGUGAGUGGUCUAGAUAACGUAACGCCACCCACGCGACCAUUUAGAUGCAGACCUCAAACCUAUCACGGCCUUGUUACAUACAUUUUCCCGUACUUGAGGCUUUUUCCUGUAUUUCCCUGAAGCUCUUAUUGGGUCACUGUUAGAAUAUUUUGAAUAAGUCGCUGGCCAUUAGUUUAUAUUUGCUCUUACUGGCUGUUUUGAUCACUUUGGUGUCGUUACGAUUUGUUGGAAAACCAAUAUACACUACGUAUCACUUAAUUCAAAAUGAUAAUUUGUUUUCUUCAACUCUUUGAAGAAGAGCUUAAAAUGACUGUUCUUUUGGCAAGCCUAUAGUACAGGCUGGGCUAAGAUGGUGAUGAUUUCCAACAAGUAAGUCUACUGUAACGCACUUGGUCUCCUGUAACUUUCGCCUUUCGGAGAGGCGAAAGUUACAGGAUUUGUCAUCAACGAUAAAACGCGCAUUACUCUAGUCUCUAAAUAAAGAUCUUAAUUUAAAUUUCAGCUUGUUGUACUUGAGAUGAACCGACUGGGAAUGCUUGUUGAUCUGUCACACGUUUCCUUUGAGACAAUGACUAACACUCUUGAUGCUGUUAAAGCCCCUGGUAUGUAGCUGAUAAGAAAGAAUUUCCUUUCCACCUUCCGACUUGGUUUGUUAUCCUUCUUUCACCUUAUAACCUCCAAUGUCUGAUUCUUCAUGUUAUUGCGAAUUAGUAGAGUGGAAUUGAUGCAAUCUUAAACCAAAUUAUGAUAAGUUUGCUUAUUGUUGCAAUUUAUUUCCCAGAAAGGGCACUAAAAUUGUAAGCAGAGGCAACAUUUCAAUUACUUUGGUAGGAUUUAAUAGAUUUUAAUCCUCUCUGCUAUGACUAACCAAUAAAGUCAGAGAUGCAUUUGGUUUCAUAACAUAAUGCCUUUGAUAUAAUUCUUAGUGAUAUUUAGCCAUUCCUCUGCGUAUGACAUUCACUGUCAGCAUGGCCGCAACGUUCCAGAUUACGUCCUUCAGAGAAUGGUGAGUUAGUGGUACUCAUGCUUACGCCAUUCAGUUAUCGCAGUAGUGUAUGGUUGUUAUAUAAAUCAGCAAAAUGUGGAGGAAGAUGCGUUCCUUCAGGGUAGAGGAAGCGUCGAGGAUUUUGUUUCAGUUAGGGAACACUUAAAGCAAAGUUUGAUGGAAAAAUUCGAGCAACUAUUUUACUGAUGUUUCUUUCCUGCUUUUUUUUUUUGGCAUGAAAGCCUGAUAAUGGAGGGGUGGUUAUGGUGAACUUUUACAGUGACUACAUACAUUGCAACAAGAGCGAUUCAUCGAAAAAAGGCACUAUUGCAUUGAAUGCGACCUUAGAACAAGUGGCAGGUGAGUCAGGACAACUGUUUAAAUAGAGCAAAGACCCAAGAAAAUUUCAUUUUGCCAUGUUCGAUCUUCCUUCUCCCUCAUGUACCUCUUCAUCUUUGGACCCUCAGGGACAUAUUUCUCGCGAGGAGGAAGGGGGGAAGUCAUUAACAGUUUUCACCCAGUUAGGAUGCCUCUCGGGCUAUUGCAGCUUGGUUCAGUUGUUUGAACCUCAAAUAAGGUCAGAUGCCCAUGCAAACUGUUAACCAGAAUUGAUGGGGGACAUUGAAAUGCAGUUCCUUUUUUGUCUGGUUUCAGAUCACAUUGAUCAUAUUAAGAAGGUCGCAGGAAUUGAUCACGUGGGCCUUGGAAGUGAUUAUGAUGGUGUAACUCGGUAAGAUACCUACGUUAUUUUCUUUUAUCCUUUUUUUUUUCUUAGGAUUACUUGAUUCCUAAGUAUUGAGGAAUUACCUCAAGUGAUCAGGGUGACAUACAAACCUGUACGUGCACUUGUACCUCAUGUUCCAAUUCAAGAAAACAACUACAUUAUUUUUUCGAUUACUGUCAACAAAAUUUGGUUAAAACUUUCAAAAUUUCGUUUUUUUCCUCUUUUGCUAGUGAAGCAGUUAAGUUUAAGUCUUGGUAAAAAAUUACAAACUCUCCUCGAGUGCCCAACCUUCUCGAGUGCGUCACCCUGUAGGUUGGAAAAGUUAAUAAGGGCCACUCCCGCCACCUCCGCUCCUAAAAAACAAAAAUUUGAUUGAAGUAUACAAGAGGAGUAUUUCUUUACUGGCUUGAAAUCUGUAAAUUAACUGUUUUUGGUACGUCUUUUAUUUAUUGUUUUAUUUUAAAAUAAACUAACAACUUGCCGAAAAUGGUGAGAAUUUUAAUAGGGCCCCAUCUCGAAUGAGCGCCCUUAAGUUUAAUAAGCGCUAAGAGUGCUUAAUCGAGUAUAUACGGUGUCUAAGGUACUUUACAAAAAAGUGAUUAUAUAUUUCAGCUUACCAAAAGGGCUGGGGGAUGUAUCAAAGUUUCCUGAUCUUAUUGCUGAACUCUUGAAACGAAAUUAUACUGAAGAAGAGGUAAAAAAGGUGGUUGGUGAAAAUCUCAUCAGGGCUUUUGAAAAAGCUGAAGAGGUCAGUGGAACGUUAUGAAGUCAGUAUACUAUUAGAUGAAAACAUUUAUGCCUUACUGGAGGGCUCAGCUGCCAGGUGAUUAUCAGUGUGGCUAAAGCUAAAAUCUUGGACAAGACUUACUUCCCCAUUUUAGAACAAGUCCUGUUUGGUUCAAUAUAUUUUAUCUUAGGUGCAAUUUUUUUUCUUUCCUUUCAAGAUUUAGACGGGGCUUUCAUUUAAUUGUCACAGUAACGUUUAAAACGCCAGAUAAUAAAUGUUGGGGAAAGGCCCCUACUCACGCAAGCCUCUUUAUUCAGCAUGUGUUUGUUCUUCGCUUGUUUUUUUGUUUUGUUUUUCUGAUACGAUUUGUAUGGCAGUUAAUUUUCGGGAUACUAUUAAGACCCUCGUUUUCUUAACUCAGAGUUGGCAAUGGUAAGAGGACGAAGUAGACGCAGACGACUGCGAAACGGAAGUCCGAUUAGUUAAUUAAGAGUAUGAUCGCAUUCAGAAUCGGACGACACAUAGGCCUGUCUGGGAUUAUUUCAGAUUAUUUUAUGUCAAAGUAGAGUAAUUUAAUUUUUUUUCCGAAUCGUUAAAAGAGUUAAUGCUUUUUAUCUUUUGUAUAAAUAGAAAACAUCAGUUACACAAAAUGUUCUAUCUAACCCAACCAUCCUAAGAAAGAACUUUGCGUGCGUUGUAUGCUUAUGUUUUCUUCGGGAUAACCCUGCGCGUAAAUAACGCGCACAGCACAAUUAACACAGUCAUGACAUGAUAACUGUCUCAUUGUAACCAAUCACGUUCGUUAAUGUUAUCGUUUUGAUUUUACUGGAAAUAAUAUGUGAGAAGUUGAGAUGAAAAUAAGGAAAAGGAGAACCAAUAGCCAAUAGUGAUUCAAGUUAACAGCAUGGCGUUAAUAUGCUAGACAUGAUCAUAAAACAUCUUGGUGUAGAAACUCCACCAAAUUUGACUGGAUGUAAUUAAUUUUGUGGCUUUUCCUUCGUCAUGAAUAUCAAUUAAGAGGUUGUAUAUCUGAGAGUCGGUAGUAUUUUCUGGUUUUGUUCUAGGUUGCUAAAAAACUACAGAAGGAACGACCUCCAUACGACGAGUAUCGAUUCUUCACCAAUGUAACUUGCAGACCGAAUUACGGAGGCGGUUUGACAGGUUGGGUUCCAAAAUACAACAGAACAAUCACAGCAGUACCUUUGGUAAUCUGAUGGUCUUCCUGGAAAAGAUAAGAUCCGACUGGAUUUGCAGUUUAGUGAAAGAAGCUUGUUUGGUUGUAUGACACAUAACCUAACGAAGGACUCAAUACAUUUUUAUAACAUAACUAUAGAAUCGACAAAUCAAACGCAACUAUAGUGGAGGUUUCUGUAAUGAUGACAAAUCAAACGUAAUCAUGAUGAAUUGGUUCCUUCAUCAGCCUUAAGUGAUCUUGUCUUUUGUUAGUUUUACUGUGAUAAAUAAAGAAAAAAUGAGGCCGUUUUUC
This is a messenger RNA of Pocillopora meandrina, 13843 nucleotides long. The record is from the annotation of a GenBank genome assembly. NCBI's taxonomy places the organism in Eukaryota, Metazoa, Cnidaria, Anthozoa, Scleractinia, Pocilloporidae.